AUGGCACAGCGUAUUGAUGUGCAUCAUCACUAUAUCCCCCUUCCCUAUUUGCAAGCCUACGCCCGCUUGAUCCUUGACAUGGACCAAAAGAUUUGCAAAGAUUGUGAUAUUGAAACAGCAACUUUAUCCAUGACUGCUCCUGGUACAGGGUUUCUCAAGGGAGCUGAGUCUGCCCAUAUUGCCAGAGAAUGCAAUGAGUUUGGGAAGUCCCUGAGAGACAAACAUCCUAAGAAUCACGGGUUCUUUGCUACGCUGCCGGAUAUUCUUGAUACUGAGGCUACUUUGAAGGAAAUUCAAUGUGCCUUUGAUAAUCUCCAAGCUGAUGGUUUUACCCUCUUUACCAGGUAUGGCAACGGGAAUUAUUAUUUAGGACAUCCUGCGAUUCAGCCUAUAUGGCAAGAACUGAACCGACGUGCUGCGGUGGUAUUUAAUCACCCGACUCUUCCAGUGGAUACCAAUCUUGUCAACAAAAUGCCUCCCCACCCUAUGAUUGAUUAUCCACAUGAAACAACUGGCACAGCUGUUGAUCUUAUAACAACUGAUACUCUGAGAAAGUAUAGCAAUUGCAAGAUUAUCUUGUCUCAUGGUGGUGGAAGUCUGCCUUGGCUGGCCAGACGUCCAGCAAUCAUGCUAAAAGAUCUCAAUCUGUCUACCAUGACACCUGAACAUUUUAUAGAGAAUGCGCGAAUAUUCUACCAUGAUUUGGCCCUGACAGACUCCUUAUUUGCGUUACCUCUCCUGCAGAGGUUUGCUGCUUCUGAUCAUAUUCUUUUUGGAAGUGAUUUCCCGUAUGCCCCUUAG
Messenger RNA from Aspergillus pseudonomiae, 801 nucleotides. RefSeq names its product amidohydrolase family protein. The transcript has 2 exons. Gene Ontology annotation, cellular component: cytosol; cytoplasm. The coding region runs from base 1 to 801 and encodes 266 amino acids. Gene Ontology annotation, molecular function: carboxy-lyase activity; hydrolase activity. Gene Ontology annotation, biological process: secondary metabolic process. NCBI's taxonomy places the organism in Eukaryota, Fungi, Ascomycota, Eurotiomycetes, Eurotiales, Aspergillaceae. The record is from RefSeq and is a predicted model, not a curated record.